Molecule: messenger RNA, 207 nt
Organism: Sphenostylis stenocarpa
Lineage: Eukaryota; Viridiplantae; Streptophyta; Magnoliopsida; Fabales; Fabaceae
Source: the annotation of a GenBank genome assembly
AUGAAGAAGCAUCUGAAGAAGCGGGGGUGCAGGAAGAACGUGUCAUUUUGGAGAAUGAAAUCAUUGAGUUCUGAUCAGGUUUUGGAUCCUCUUGUUUUGAUCACCUCAUGCAUACAAAAAGGUUUCAUUGUAAUUUUGGGCUUAAGAUCGUUGGGAAGCCCAAUACGAAGCAAGCCCCUUCAAUCUUCAUUACCCAAAUCAUCUUAA